Molecule: messenger RNA, 1209 nt
Organism: Trichobilharzia szidati
Lineage: Eukaryota; Metazoa; Platyhelminthes; Trematoda; Strigeidida; Schistosomatidae
Source: the annotation of a GenBank genome assembly
AUGCCUCAAUCCUCGUUUGAUAGGAUUGCUAAUCUCAUUAAUGAAGCAUCUUUAACACUUUCAACUAGUGUUAAAGUAACUAAUUUGCUUCAAGUGAAAGAAUUGCUGAUACAUCGCGAAAGCUCAUUGUUGGACAGCUUUUUUGAAGAGGUUGUUAAAUUUCAACAUGAUCCCAAUUCGGAAGUUAAAAAAGCUGUUAUUGGCUUCAUCGAAGAAGCUUGUCGUGUUGAUACAGGUCUGCUAAAAAGAGCAGUAGGCUCAUUAUUCUAUAUCUUUUCUACAGCAAUACAACAAGAACCACCAUCUAUCAGUUUAUUAAAGCGUCUUAUGUCAUCAAUGAUCCCGAUCUAUCGUACUGCAUUAUCAUGUGCUGUUAAAAUUGGUAUCAUUGAUUCUGGUGUAGCAAUUGGCAGUGGAAUUGGAAUCACUGCCAAUUCAACAGCUGAUAUCGCCUUGGAAACAUUUCGUAGUUUAGCUGGACUUAAAGAUGAACUUGUCCGAUUAAUGUUACCAAUGGAAGUAUCAGGAACAUCAAUUUUUGGUCAAUAUCAUUCUUCAGUCGUGCAUAAUGAUGUUAUACGAAUUCAAGCAAUUAGACUAAUUGAAAGUGUAAUUAUUUUACACUCUCGUCGACUACCCAACUCUGAAAUCCCACGUGCCAAUGAAGGUGACAUAUCCUUAGAUCAGAUACCAGCGCUUACAAAUACCCAAUUACAGUCUAUCUUAGAGGCGAGUACAGCCGCAUCAUCAGCUACUCUUCUUCCCGGUGUCUGUUUAGUUAGACCUCAUCGAUUAGCAGAGGAAGCUGAACGUUUAUUUGCAGGUUUAUCAAGUUGGCCGGUGCGUGGAAAGCCUAGUGUUACUGCAGGAUCAGUUACUUGCCCAGUAGUUGAAGCAGUAAUGGAUUCAUUAGUGAAUAUUGCAAAACAAAGACCACAAUUUAUGGAUCGUGUUGUACAAGCAUUUGAAACAGUUCAUGUAACUUUACCGCCUCAUUUCUCGGAUAAGCAAGUUAGUUCUGUAAGAAAAAAGUUAAAAAAUGGUCUACUACAAUUACUAAGACAUCCAGCAGCUGUAUCUGAUUUCCAAGGGCGAAUCACUAUAUUGCUGACUGAUCUUGGUGCUACUGAAGCAGAAGUAAGUGCAGGUUUAACGAUUUCUUGUGAGUAUAUAAUUCAAGUAUGUUUCAUUCCCUUACAUUUCGAGUAG